Petromyzon marinus (sea lamprey) is the source of this 3283-nucleotide messenger RNA. Its product is annotated as proline-, glutamic acid- and leucine-rich protein 1-like. The record is from RefSeq and is a predicted model, not a curated record. Lineage: Eukaryota; Metazoa; Chordata; Hyperoartia; Petromyzontiformes; Petromyzontidae. Gene Ontology annotation, cellular component: nucleus. Gene Ontology annotation, molecular function: ubiquitin binding; phosphatidylinositol binding. Gene Ontology annotation, biological process: rRNA processing.
GCCUGCGUCGUUACCGCCUGGCUCAAUUUUCCCAGGGAGGGUGGAAAAAAAUCGCGUUUCGCGUCGGCGCCUCUGAGCCGCCGUACCCCGCCUCCCCCCCUAAGACUGCUAUUCCGCGUGUCAUGGCGGCGCCCGUGGGGUCCACGUGCGCGUUGGCGCUCACGGAAAGCGUCCUGGGCGCUUUCGCCUUCUCCGCUGGUGCCGCUCCGGGAGGACGCGAGGCCAAGUGGCUGCUGCCAGAGGCGUUGGCGCUCGCCAGAGACCACGGCCUCUUCGCUAGCGCGGAGGGCGACGCAUCUGUGAACCGCUGGAUCAGCCACUGCAACUUGUGUUUGAACUCUUUGAAGACGAGGUGGGAUGGCCUGUCCCUGCUGGCCGCGCUGGUGCGCGACUGCUCCACGCAGGUGUUCGUGCAGCACUGCUGCGCCUGGCUCCGCGCCGUCACGCAGCUGCUGCAGCCCUAUGAGCCAGAGGGCGGAUUGGCGCUGGCCGUCAGAGUCCUGGCCGACCUGCUGCGAUUCUCCGCGCAACUCCCCGAGCUGGCGCGGGAGGUGUCGCAGUCUCACCUGCCGGCGCUCAUGUCGGCACUGCUGGCGCUGCGGGACCAGCGGGAGUGCAUGGCGAUGGAGGGGCUGCUGGCCUGCAUGAGAUUCUACCCGAAGACAAGUGGCACUACCAAGGUGAAGCUGGAGCUGCUGUUCGUUCCCAGACUGACGGCGACGAGGCCGACAGUGAGAGAGCUGGCGCUCGGCGGCUUCGUGCUGCUGCCGUCGCUGGGGGGAGGGGGCCCCACGGGGGGGCAGAAGCACGCGGAGGCGUGGACGCAGCAGCUGCACGACGUGCUGCGCUCGCUGCACGCGGCGCUCACACGCCUCUACGACUCCGGAGCGGACGAGGCGCAGGACUGGGGUCCUGGGGUCCAACUGGCACUCCCGGAGCCACAGGCCGACAGCCCCGUGUACCUGCUGCAGGUGAAGCAGGAGUUCUCCUGCCUUGCCCGGGCCCUGGUUGCCAUGUUGCGGGAGGAGUUUGCGGCGCCGGUGAAGGUGCCGGCGCAGCCAAUCCUCACCCUCGUUUGCCGAGCGCUGGCCAUCUCGCCCAAGCGCCUGGCCGCGGUGGGGGAAGCCACUAUGCAGCUGCUGGUGCUGCCCGCGGUCCACACGGAUGCCCUCUCGCUGCUCGAAGCCCUCAUUCGCACGUGCGGCAAGCGGCUGCUGCGGUUCGGCGACGUCAUCAACCGGGCCUUCCCGCAGGUGCUCGCCACAUGGAGCCCGCCGGCGGAGACGGGGGGUGACCCCGGGCGGGAGAGCCCCUACAGCGAGGUGCGCGUGCGUGCGUACGGCGCGCUGGCCGCGUGGGUGGACGUGUGCGGCGCCACGUGCCGCGUGCUGCAGGACGAGCUGCAGCACGCGCACGACCUCCUCCGCCACCUCGUCCGGGACGCCUCCCCCGCCAGCGACCUCAUCCGGCUCCAGGUGGGGCGGCCGCGUGGUGACCUCCAGCUGGGGAGUCGCGCCGGCAAGCGGCACAAGGGCGGUGCGCCCGUCACCGGCGCCACCGGCACGGCCGGGCCCAGGAAGAGCGACGCGCGGGCCGGGGCCGACGUGUGCCUCGCGGCGCUGCACGCGCUGGUGCGGGUGGUGCUGCGUUGUGGGAGCUUGAUGCCCGCCAAGGUGCACAAGCGCCUGCACGAGCUGGCGGUGAGCUCGGCGCUGGCGCUGCAGGCGGGCGGCGCCCCGCCGCGCCCCCUCGGCGCGUGCCCCGCGUGCCGCGUGGAGCUCUACCGCCUGCUGCUGCACCUGCUGCUGGCGCCCUCGCCGGCGCUGCCUCCGCCGCUGCAGCCGGCGCUGCGCAUCCUGGCCCGGGGCCAGCGCGACGACAGCGCCCAGGUGUCCGCGUUUUGCGCCGACGCCCUCGUCGUCGCGAGCGCCAUCGUCCACCCGCGGGUCCCCUCCCUGCAGCUUCCCGCAGCCGCGCCCGCAGCCGCCCCUCCGCUCGGGGACCCCCCCGCGGCCGCCCGGGAGUUCUCGUGGCCCGGAAGAGACCCCGACGCCGAGGCGCGCGACGUCCGUACCGACGAUCGCUCCCCGCUGGACCUGUCGCGCAACGACGCGCCGGGAGAUUGGGCCCGGCCGGCCGUCCCGCGCGGCUCUUCCGGCGGCGGCUCCGGCGGGACGGCGUCCGCGGACGGGAGCGGCGGCGCCGAAGGUCCGGACGAUUCCGCGACGAUCGCGGACGGCGUCGCGGCGCCGUUGCGGGUGACGGCCGAGAAGCCGCGCCGAGCGGAGGACGACGGAGAACGCCGGGAGAGGGCGGCGGCCUCCUCUCUGCGGUCCAGUGGAGGGACGCAGGAGGUGGACGACGUGGAGGAGGAUGGACGAGUUGACGGCGGCAACGACGGCAGAGCAUCCAAGCGCAAGCGGGGGAGAGACGAACGCGAGGCUGUGGCUGCGAGCGACGAGAACGACGGCGGCUGCGGCGGCGGCGGCGGCAACGAUCGUGAUGGCGACGACGACACGAUGAGGACCAUGCUCGCCGACUUUGUGGACUGCCCCCCAGAGGGCGAGGGGAGCUGCCGCCACCGCGAGGUCGUCGCCGCUGGCGAGUUACUCGCCCGGCCGUAGCGCCAGCGCCCACCAGCUCCUGGAGGCGCUGCGUGGGGCACGCUGGGGGGUCGGGGGGGGGGGGCGGGGCGGUGGGGGCGCACGCGAGACGCGAGUUGUAAAUUGUAACUUCUUUCGCACCGUCUGUAGCCAACCGUGUGAAUCGGCGGUGCGAGUUCUCCGGUUGCUUUCGAUGGUUCAGUGUUGAUUGGCGUUCCCGUGAACUCGCCGAUCCGUCUGCCCACGUUGAGGACUCGGUUUUACCAGACACCUUUCCCGUCUCGACCGGCAGCAGUGCUACCGGAGGACAAGCGACCGCGUGCUCGCACACAAACGCACGCGAAGAUCGCCUGUAGCAGGCUGUUGGGGCAAGUGCUGUUGGCGAGCAGCGCCCGUGGGUGGGUGGGCCCGCACCGCCUCCCGCCGUUUUUGACUCCCUAGCGGAGAUGUUUUCCACGCCGCAGCAGGUGCUCAUUUGAGGAGGCCCGGGCCUUGUUCAGAUAUUUGUCGCCGUCGCUGACGGCGAGCGAGAACGGAACCCGGCUCGCUGAGUGUGAGACGACACGAGUGUGAGACGAGUGUGAGACGACACGAGUGUGACACGAGUGUGAGACGAGUGUGAGACGACACGAGUGUGAGACGAGUGUGAGAUGACACGAGUGUGACACGAGUGUGGGCGA